Racocetra fulgida is the source of this 177-nucleotide messenger RNA. NCBI's taxonomy places the organism in Eukaryota, Fungi, Glomeromycota, Glomeromycetes, Diversisporales, Gigasporaceae. The record is from the annotation of a GenBank genome assembly.
AAGAUACAGAUGAUAUAGAAGAUAUAAGUAAUACAGAUGAUGAUAAAACAGAAGAUACAAGCAAUACAGAAAAUGCAGAUGAUAUAGAAAAUAUUAGUAAUAUAGAAGCUGCAGAAGUUAUGAACAUAGAACCAAACACUAUUACAAAAAUACCAUCUUUAUAUAGCCCAACAGCAA